Messenger RNA from Kwoniella shivajii, 3648 nucleotides. RefSeq names its product pre-mRNA-splicing factor RSE1. Gene Ontology annotation, biological process: mRNA splicing, via spliceosome. Bases 1 to 3648 code for a protein of 1215 amino acids. Lineage: Eukaryota; Fungi; Basidiomycota; Tremellomycetes; Tremellales; Cryptococcaceae. Gene Ontology annotation, cellular component: nucleus; U2 snRNP. The transcript is spliced from 19 exons. Gene Ontology annotation, molecular function: protein binding; U2 snRNA binding. The record is from RefSeq and is a predicted model, not a curated record.
AUGCAUUUACUCAAUCUUACACUGCAAGCUCCAUCGAAUAUAACUUCGGCAACAGUCGGUAGUUUCUCUGGAACGAAAGGACAAGAGAUAUUAGCUGUUAGAGGUUCAACUAAGUUGGAGAUAUUGAAGUUGAAUACUUCUACUGGACAACUGGAUACGAUAUGUUCAACAGAGGCAUUCGGUACAGUAAGGAAUGUUGUGGGAUUCAGAUUGGCGGGAAUGACAAAAGACUACAUCUUAGCAUCAUCUGAUUCAGGUAGAUUAUCAAUCUUGGAAUUUGUCGUUACGCCAACACCACAUUUCGAAAGUUUGUAUCAAGAAGUAUAUGGUAAAUCAGGUAGUCGACGAGUGGUACCCGGACAAUACCUAGCAGUAGAUCCAAAAGGACGAAGUUGUUUGGUAGGAGCAUCAAAACUUGUUUACGUGUUAAACCGAAAUUCAGAAGGAAAAUUGUUCCCAUCAUCCCCAUUAGAAGCCCAUAGAAAUCACAGUUUGGUGACGCAUAUUGUUGGUGUAGAUCAGGGUUAUGACAAUCCACUCUACGCUGCAUUGGAAAUGGACUAUUCAGAAAGUGACGAGGAUCCAACAGGAGAGGCAUACGAGAAUGUACAAAAGUACCUCACUUUCUAUGAGCUUGAUUUGGGUCUCAACCAUGUAGUGAGAAAAUGGAGUGAGCCAACGGAUAGAAGAGCAAACUUGCUAGUGCAAGUACCUGGUGGCCAAAAUGCCAAUUCUGAUAGAUUUGACGGGCCUUCUGGUGUACUGGUCUGUACAGAGAACCAUAUCAUUUGGAAACAUAUGGAUGUAGAAGCACAUAGAAUACCCAUACCUAGACGGAGAAAUCCGUUAGCUCAAAAGGGAGAAAGCAGUAAAGGACUGAUCAUCGUUGCAGCAGUGAUGCAUAAGAUCAAGGGCGCCUUCUUUUUCUUGCUACAAUCGGAGGAAGGAGAUUUGUAUAAAGUAUGGAUAGAACAUGAAGGAGAGGAUGUCAAAGCGCUCAAAAUUAAAUAUUUUGAUACUGUUCCGGUGGCAAACAGUCUGUGUAUCUUGAAGAGUGGUUAUCUCUUCGUAGCAAGCGAAUUCAGUGACCAGAACUUGUACCAAUUUCAAGCUCUAGGUGAUGAUGAUGGAGAGCAAGAGUGGUCUUCGAUCGAUUACCCUGAUAACGGCAAUGUAGAAGGACCCCUUCCAUUCGCUUUCUUCAAUCCUCGACCAUCGCAAAAUCUGCUGCUGGUAGACACGCUCUCUUCCCUAGAUCCUAUCACAGACGCUUCCGUCGUUAACCUUCAAGGAGCAAGCUCGGACACCCCUCAGAUCUAUGCCGCUUGUGGUAGAGGUCCAAGAAGUACAUUUAGAACUCUCAAACACGGAUUAGACGUUUCUGUAUUGGUCAGCUCACCUUUACCUGGUGUACCCACCAACGUCUGGACUCUGAAAUUAACGGAAGAAGAUGAAUAUGACUCCUAUAUCGUCCUCUCUUUCCCCAACGGUACACUCGUUCUCUCCAUCGGUGCGACUAUCGAAGAAGUGAACGAUACGGGAUUUUUAUCUUCGGGUCCUACGCUUGCUGUUCAACAACUCGGCGAUCAAGGCUUGUUGCAAGUGCAUCCUUACGGUUUGCGACAUAUUCGAGCUGCGGAUCGUGUAGAUGAAUGGCCCGCACCUCCAGGUCAAACAAUCGUUGCUGCUACCACCAACAAGAGGCAGGUUGUCAUAGCGCUCAGUACAGCUGAACUAGUCUAUUUCGAGCUUGACCCUGAAGGAUCAUUGAGCGAGUAUCAAGACAAGAAGUCAUUACCUGGUAAUGCCACUUGUCUAAGUAUUGCCGAAGUACCUGAGGGAAGAAGACGAACGCCUUUCUUGGCCGUUGGUUGUGAUAACCAAACAGUAUCAGUCAUCUCCCUCGAACCUGACAGCACUCUUACUACCCUUUCCCUUCAGGCGUUGACCGCUCCACCUGCCUCUAUCUGUCUAGCCGAGAUCUUUGACACUUCCAUCGAUAAAAAUCGAGCUACGAUGUUCUUGAACAUUGGUCUGGCUAAUGGUGUACUGUUGAGAACAGUCGUGGACCCCGUAGAUGGAUCGCUAUCCGAUACUCGACUGCGAUUCCUCGGUGCAAAACCGCCCAAACUCGUCAGAUCUACUAUCCAUGGACAACCUUCCGUGAUGGCGUUCUCAAGUCGAACUUGGUUACUAUACACAUAUCAAGACAUGCUCCAAACUCAACCCUUGAUUUAUGAUACUCUUGAAUACGCUUGGAACUUGUCAGCUGCUAUGUGUCCUGACGGUCUUAUAGGUAUCUCAGGUAAUACACUGAGGAUAUUUACAAUCCCAAAGCUUGGUGAAAAGCUUAAACAAGAUAUUCUCCCUCUUUCGUACACACCUCGUAAAUUCGUUAGUCACCCAUACAACACUGUCUUCUACAUGAUUGAAUCAGAUCACCGAACGUAUGCUCCUUCCACGAUACAGAGGAUCAUAGGGGAGAAAGAAGCGAGCGGGAACAGAGUGGACAAAUCUGUACUUGAAUUACCGGCAAAUGAGUUUGGUAGACCCAGAGCGGGAGCGGGUCAUUGGGCUUCGCUGUUGCGAGUGUUGGAUCCUUUGAAUAACGAAUCCCUUGCGACUUUCGAUCUGGAUGAAGAUGAAGCUGCGUUCUCGAUUGCCAUAGCUUACUUUGAGCGAGGCGGAGGUGAACCUUUCUUGGUCGUUGGUACCGGUGUGAAGACCACACUCACCCCCAAGGGAUGUCAAGAAGGCUGGCUGCGAGUGUAUGCGAUAAAGGAGCAAGGAAGGGUGUUGGAGUUCAUGCACAAGACGAAGACCGAUGAUGUACCACUUUGCCUAGCUGCUUUCCAGGGCUUCCUGCUUGCUGGUAUAGGGAAAUCAUUGAGAUUGUAUGAGAUGGGUAAGAAGGCAUUAUUGCGGAAAUGCGAGAACAACAGCUUCCCAACUGGUGUAGCAACCAUAAAUGUCCAAGGCGCACGAAUUAUUGUUGGAGACAUGCAAGAAUCAACAUUCUACUGUGUGUAUCGAUCUGUGCCAACGCGACAAUUGUUGGUCUUCGCCGACGACACUCAACCAAGAUGGUUGACAUGUGUGACAGAAGUAGAUUAUGAGACCAUCGUUUGUGGAGAUAAAUUUGGAAAUAUUUUCUUGAAUCGAUUAGAUCAACGGGUGUCCGAGAACGUGGAUGAUGAUCCCACAGGAGCGACCAUCUUGCACGAAAAAAGUUUCUUGAUGGGAGCAGCUCACAAGACUGAACUAUUAGCACAUUAUAACGUUGGAAGUAUCGUCACUUCAAUAACCAAAGUACCUUUAGUAGCUGGAGGAAGAGAUGUUUUGGUUUAUACUACCAUCUCAGGUACUGUAGGAGCCUUAAUACCGUUUGUCUCUGUCGAUGACGUUGAGUUCAUGUCUACUUUAGAAUUGCAUAUGAGAUCACACAACGUUUCAUUGGUCGGACGUGAUCAUCUUGCUUAUAGAGGAUAUUACGUUCCUGUCAAAGGAGUGAUAGAUGGUGAUUUGUGCGAAAAUUUCAACUUAUUACCUUAUAGUAAACAACAAGCCAUAGCGGCAGAUCUGGACGAAAGAAGUGUUGGCGAUGUCUUAAAGAAAUUAGAACAAAUGAGAACGAGUAGUGCUUUCUAG